Molecule: messenger RNA, 2392 nt
Organism: Hemiscyllium ocellatum (epaulette shark)
Lineage: Eukaryota; Metazoa; Chordata; Chondrichthyes; Orectolobiformes; Hemiscylliidae
Gene: patl1
Product: PAT1 homolog 1, processing body mRNA decay factor
Exons: 19
Coding region: 55-2289 (744 amino acids)
Biological process (GO): deadenylation-dependent decapping of nuclear-transcribed mRNA; P-body assembly
Cellular component (GO): P-body
Molecular function (GO): RNA binding
Source: RefSeq, a predicted model, not a curated record
GGCCAAUGGCGGCGGUCGGGGUGAGUUAGCGGCGGGGCGGCGAGAGUCGGAGCCAUGUCCCGGGACAUGUUCGCGCUGUCGGACCGGCAGUCCCUCGAUGACAGCCCGAUCGAGGAAGAUGAAGAAGCUCUCCAAGAGGAAGACCACGAUAUCGACCAGUUCAAUGACGACACGUUCGGGCCUGGUGCGGUCGAAGACUGGGAGGAGCAGCAUGAUGGCCUGGCUGAACCGACAGGGGACCCAGAUGACCUGUUGAAGGAGAGCAACUUGGCGGAGAGCAUCAGCAAGCUGGUCAUUGACAGUGACCUGGAGGACCCAGCCAUCAUGAGGGCAGUGCCAUCUAACCCUCCGCUGCAGGCACCCCCUCGACCGAACCCCAGCAUGUGGGAAGGGCCCAUGGUGUUCGGUGGAAUCGGAAAUCCUUUCCUCUCCCACUUGGAGGACGGUCGCGCUCUGUCUGGCUCCAAGGACUCCAUUCUGCCCAAGAGACCAGCCUUCGGGCGUGGCGAAGAGCGGGACCUGUCAGACCGCGCCCCUCCGCCCAGGUCCUCGUCUCCCGUGAUCGGGAGCCCCCCCGUGCGGACCGCCCCCAUCGGAACGCCCCCCAAGCACAUGAGCCACCCCACCUCCACCCAGCAGCCAUCCAUCCUGUGUCCGACCCCUGUGCACGUGCGAGCUCCGAUCCACCAGCGAUUCUCGGCGCCCUUCAACGAGAGGAUGUCACCGACCCAACUGCUGAACGUUGCGAAUUCCUCACUACGUGCUCACCAUUUCCAAAGCGGCGUCACCCAAGUGCUGAACCCACUUCUGCUUGGAACGGCCCAGCAAACAGGGAGGAUGUCACCCAGCCACUUUGCCCGGGUCCCGGGGUUAAUGGGCAGCCCGCUGACCGCAAUGAACACCAAUCUGCUGCAAAGCAGGAUAGGACAGAUGAUGCCGCCCAUCACUGGUUUCCAGCCCUAUUUCAGCCCAGCAGCAACAGGACAGCUCCAGAACAUCAGGUCUUCCCAGUCCAUGUUCCGGGCGGACACCACCCACCUCCACCCCCAGCACCGACGUCUGCUCAACCAACGCCUGCAGCUGCAGAACUCCAGGAAUCAACACAGAGGUCAGAAUGGUUCUGGAGGAGACAGGCACAGCAGGGGCAGCUAUCACGAGCAGGCGAAGAAGGACCCCUACAGCAACCUGAUGACCCAGCGUGAGAAGGAAUGGGUCAGCAAGAUCCAAAUGAUGCAGCUGCAGAGCGCUGACCCCUACCUGGACGAUUACUACUAUCAGAACUACUUUGAGAGGCUGGAGAAGAAGCAGGCAGCCCUGGACCUGAACAACGAGGGGCCCCGCAAGGAGAAGAAGGAGCGCAUGAAGCUGAUCACGCCACAGGUCGCCAAAUUGGAGCACAUCUACCGGCCAGUGCAGUUUGAGGGCUCCCUGGGGAAACUCACCGUGUCCAGUGUGAACAACCCUCGCAAGAUGAUCGACGCCGUGGUGACGCCGCGCUCGGACGACGACGAGACAAAAGAGAAGCAAGUCAGAGAUAAGAGGCGGCAGACCCUCUUCACCAUCGAACGGACGUACAGCUUGGUGCUGGAGGUGCAGGACUUGGAGAAGAAGUUCCUCCAGGUGAGUGAGGAGGAGCGACCUGCCGUGCUGGAGCACCGUAAGGCCAAGAUCGCGCUGAUGUACGAGAACCUGCGAGGGAAGCAGCUUCCCAGCUCUGACAGAGUCAGCGACGACCAUUUUGUGCAGGUCAUGUGCAUCCGUAAGGGCAAGCGGCUGGCUGCCAAGGUCCUCCUGUUCCUGAGCACGGAGCAGGCUGCUAACGUGGUGUUGGCCACUGCCCGCAACCUCCCGUACCUGGUCAAGAAGGACAGCCAGGAUGAGGUGCUGCCCUGUCUGACUGAGGCCUGCUCCGUCCUGGUCAGCCGGCUCCCGUCCAGCGCCCUGACCGAGCUGCUCCAGCAGCUGACCGGCUCCACUCCGUCCGGACAACCCGGGAACCACUUCCCCACCAUCCUGCAGAACAAGUUCGGCCUGACCUUGUUCUACAUGAUCCUGAGCCAAGGAGAGAGGCUGCAGAGCUCAGAGGCAUCGAGCGAACUCAUGCAGGACAACCGGUGGACAGAACUGGUGUUUGCCGUGAUCCGGGUGCUGCUGAAGGUGCCGCAGGUCUCUCUGGCCAAGCCGUCGUUUGUGCCCACGAACCUCCUGACGCUGUUCUCCCACUACGUCGACCGGCCGACGCUGAGCCUGCUGGAGUCGAAGUUACAGUUGUCCGGAAAACCGCGGUAGAAAAGGGAGGGGGAGGACGCCGUGGAGUCGACGCCAAUCAACCAGCCGGCGGCCAAUUGCCAUCCCUGGGUGGGCAGAGGGGCAGAGGUCACCGGUGACUGCC